This is a messenger RNA of Mus pahari (shrew mouse), 1829 nucleotides long. It is a transcript of the gene Gtf2h3, whose product is annotated as general transcription factor IIH subunit 3. The coding region runs from base 47 to 976 and encodes 309 amino acids. Gene Ontology annotation, cellular component: transcription factor TFIIH holo complex; transcription factor TFIIH core complex. The transcript is spliced from 12 exons. The record is from RefSeq and is a predicted model, not a curated record. Gene Ontology annotation, biological process: regulation of DNA-templated transcription; nucleotide-excision repair. NCBI's taxonomy places the organism in Eukaryota, Metazoa, Chordata, Mammalia, Rodentia, Muridae.
GGCGCCUUGGACGGUGGGCGGUGCUUCACGGAGGCGUAGGGAAGCCAUGGCGGCGGACGAGGGUGAGUUGAACCUUCUGGUGAUCGUAGUUGACACCAACCCGAUUUGGUGGGGGAAGCAAGCAUUAAAGGAAUCUCAGUUUACUUUAUCCAAAUGCAUGGAUGCAGUGAUGGUGCUGGCGAAUUCCCACCUGUUCAUGAACCGCUCCAACCAGCUGGCUGUCAUCGCCAGUCACGUUCAGGAAAGCCGGUUCUUAUACCCGGGGAAGAACGGCAGACUUGGAGACUUCUUCGGAGACCCUGGCAACGCCCUCCCUGACUGUAAUCCCUCUGGGAGUAAAGACGGCAAAUACGAGCUGUUGACAGCCGCCAAUGAGGUGAUCGCCGAGGAGGUCAAGGACCUGAUGACCAAGAGUGACAUCAAGGGCCAGCAUACGGAGACACUACUGGCAGGAUCCCUGGCCAAAGCUCUGUGCUACAUUCACAGAGUGAACAAGACAGUUAAAGAUAAUCAGGAGAUGAAAUCAAGGAUUUUGGUGAUCAAGGCGGCGGAGGACAGCGCACUGCAGUACAUGAACUUCAUGAACGUCAUCUUUGCUGCUCAGAAGCAGAAUAUCCUCAUUGACGCCUGCGUGCUGGACUCGGAUUCAGGGCUCCUCCAGCAGGCUUGUGACAUCACUGGGGGACUAUACCUGAAGGUGCCUCAGAUGGCCUCUCUCCUGCAGUACUUACUGUGGGUUUUUCUUCCGGACCAAGAUCAGCGGUCUCAGCUAAUCCUCCCGCCACCGAUCCACGUGGACUACAGGGCCGCCUGCUUCUGUCAUCGCAGUCUCAUUGAGAUUGGCUAUGUCUGCUCUGUGUGUCUGUCUAUUUUCUGCAAUUUCAGCCCCAUCUGCACCACAUGCGAGACAGCUUUUAAGAUCUCCCUCCCUCCUGUGCUGAAGGCCAAGAAGAAGAAACAGAAGGUGUCCCUGUGACCAGCGUCACAGGCUUCCGCAGCUCUUCCCAUAGGCUGACUCUGUAGCGAGCACAGAGGAAUUCUUUGAAACACUGCUCUUGUCCUGUGCUUCCAGGGUGUGAAGCUGCAGAGGACCCACACCUCUGAUUUAUCUGGGAAGGGGGACAGGCGUUUUUGUUUGUUGUUGUAGGGUAGCAGUUGCCUGGCAGAUGUUAAGCUGGUGCUGUUUUGUUAGCUGUCGCUUUGAUUUUGGGUGCUGGGUUUUGAACCCCAGCCUUGCGGGAGCCAGGCCGGCAGCCCAGCACUGAGCUGCAGUCAGCUCCCUGGGAUUUUGUUUUCAGAUGAUCCUCUGUCAACGCUUAUGGCGGAUGCUGGGUCUUUUGUACUUCAGGAUUGGCAGUGUGUGAAGUUGGAUGCCGUUUGGGAACAUGACCAGCAUUGGGUCGUGGCAUCAGUCAUAACAGAGCAUCUUAGUUGCUCGUGGUACACCGCUAGAAUCUUGAACUUGGGAGGCGGAGACAGGAAGGUUUUGGGUUCAGAUCCUGCCUGGGCUAUGUAUAAGAUCCUGGCUUUAUUUUUUUAGAACAUUUUUUCUUCAAAUAAAUUGUUUCCUUUAACUAUAUUCAAAUGUAACCUGACCUAAAGGCAUAGCCUUCAAUCUCAGAACUCAGGGAGCAGAAAUAAGUGUAUCUCUGAGUUUGAGGCCAGCCUGGUCUACAUAGUGAGUUCAAACCAACCAGGGUUGCAUCUUGCCACCUUGUUUACAAAAAUGUAAAAACCAGUAACAUUAACAUUGGAGAACUGUUGAAUACUAGACAUGUAAAUGAGAAACAUUUGUAACCUCAACAAUAAAAAUCUUAUUUUUAUAUUUA